Molecule: messenger RNA, 837 nt
Organism: Lathyrus sativus (Indian pea)
Lineage: Eukaryota; Viridiplantae; Streptophyta; Magnoliopsida; Fabales; Fabaceae
Source: the annotation of a GenBank genome assembly
AUGGACAGUUCAAGCAUUUUGAUAGAAGGUGAGAGUAAUCAAAGGGAAUAUGUAGAAGUUGAUCACGGCGAUGGUGAUGAAUCACUUUGGGUUCCUGCAAUUGGGAUGUAUUUUUCAUGUCUAGAGGAAGUUAAAAAAUAUUAUCAAGAGUAUGCUUUGAAAAAGGGGUUUGGAUGGAGGAUUAGAUCAUCGAAAAAAGAAGACGACGGGGAGCUCAAUCACCUGAUACUUUCAUGUUCAAGAGAGGGGACUAAGAGGUCAAAAAUUUCAUGCACGUUGAAGACACUUCCAUCUAGAGCGAAAAAUUGUCCUGCCAAGAUUUGUAUUAAAUUAAAACAAGAUGGUUUGUGGUACAUUAAAAAAUUUGAGGCAAACCAUUCUCAUGAGACUAGUACUACAAAAGCAAGAUUGUUCAAGGCUAACAAGAAAAUGAACUUACAUGUAAGAAGAACAAUUCAAAUCAAUGAUGAUGCGGGGGUAAGGAUCAACAAGACUUUUCAAUCGCUUGUUAAAGAUGCAGGAGGGCAUGAAAAUAUUCCCUUUUGUGAAAAAGAUGUGAGGAAUUAUAUUAACAAAGAGCAUCGUGCGAUUGGAAAAGAAGGUGAUGGUAAGGCUUUGAUAAGUUAUUUUUGUAAAAUGCAGGAACAAAAUACAAAUUUCUUUUAUGACAUAGAUUUAGAUGAUAAUUUUCAUGUGAUGAAUGUAUUUUGGACGGAUGCAAGAAGCAGAGCCGUGUACGAAUACUUUGGAGACGUUGUAACUUUUGACACAACAUACUUGACUAACAAGUAUGACAUGCCUUUUGCUGCAUUCGUGGGUGUGAAUCACCAUGGUUAA